AUGAAGUGGUUUGUGCUUUCCGUUCUAGCAUGCUUAGUAGCUCAUGAAGCUAAUGCUCAACGGAUGUUGGGUCGGUUGGGUCUGGGAGGUUUAGGGACAGGUUUGGGUUAUGGAGACGAAAUGCUUGGUCUAGAUGGCGGUUUAGGCGUAGGCAGCGGGCUGGGUUAUGGAGGAUUAGGUUUAGGAACAAGCGGAGCGGAACUCGACAAACUCGGUCCCAAGUCUCUUGAUACUUCGAUUUGCGAGGGAUGUUUGGCUUCAACAAAUAUUAGUUUUGUCCGUCUACGUUUCGCCUUUGCUCACGUUCGUGCGAUGUAA
This is a messenger RNA of Danaus chrysippus (African queen), 318 nucleotides long. Lineage: Eukaryota; Metazoa; Arthropoda; Insecta; Lepidoptera; Nymphalidae. The record is from the annotation of a GenBank genome assembly.